Saccharomyces paradoxus is the source of this 981-nucleotide messenger RNA. It is a transcript of the gene OPY1, whose product is annotated as Opy1p. NCBI's taxonomy places the organism in Eukaryota, Fungi, Ascomycota, Saccharomycetes, Saccharomycetales, Saccharomycetaceae. The record is from RefSeq and is a predicted model, not a curated record. Bases 1 to 981 code for a protein of 326 amino acids. The transcript has a single exon.
AUGAUAGCAGGCGCGACUGCACCGUCAAGCCAGCAUGAAAUUUUGAUCGCAUCGAAUCUCGUCAAAAAGCCAUCAACAUCUCAAAAUAAAACGCCGACAGCACAAUCUGGUUCAGGUAACAAUGGAGCUGCUGAUGGUAUGCCGCAGGGUUACCAUCAGCAUCAGCAUCACCACCAUCGUCAUUUGUGGUGGCCUCGCACAACAGAUCAUCAAUAUUGGUGCGUCUUGAGGAAAAAUCAGUUUGCUUAUUACAAAACCCAAGAUGAAAGAGAGGCGAUAAGUGUCAUACCGAGAUUUGACAUACUUAAUUUCAAGAUAAGCGAGCUCGAUGGAAUAUUAACAGUUUACACUCCAUCCAAGGACCUAAUAUUCAAAUUUCCGCGGGGGCAAAAUGAGAAGGUCGGCAUGGAACUAAUGCACAAUUGGAAAAUUGCCCUUGAGAAAUUCCUUUCUAGUCCCAGUGGCAAUGAAAGUGUCAUUACAGGUAGCGAUUAUGAUGAAGAAGAGGAUGAAGAUGACUUAAUUGUAGUCGACGAAAAGGCGGGUCCUUCUAGCAGUAAACAUUCUUGUAAUUUGACGAUGGAUGAGCAACUGUCUCGUGAAGACAAAGAGUUUUAUAGGAUGUUCGAUCCUAGGAACGCGGAGCACCAGGUUUGUUCAGGGAUUCUUUACACUAAAGUUAAAAAGAAAAAAUUGUUCAAUAGGGCCAAAUGGCAAAAGUUCAAUGUGGAAUUGACCAAUACUUCGUUCAAUUUAUACUCUUUCAAGACCGGCAAGUUAAAGAAAAGCAUUAAACUCGAUAAAAUCAUCGAUUGUAUUGAACUUGAUAAUAAUGCGAAGAUGACGAAUGAUGACACAAAUUUUGCGCUAAUUACAUUUGACGAAAGGUUAUCCUUUAAAGCCGCUAACGAUCAAGAUAUGGUGGAUUGGAUAAUAAAUUUCAAGAGCGGCAUCCUAAUAAGAAAAAAAAUUAAAAGUUGA